CACGACUCCAUCCCUGUGGCAGUUAGCCCGUCGUUAGGAUAGGGAUGUACAAUCCGCUACAUCCGCCUCCAGCUCCCCCCGCUUUCGGAGGAGGUACUGUCUUGCCUGAGGCACGGGCGUCUAUACUUUCUCGUCUGAUCUUUAGCUGGGUGAGCCCGCUCCUGAAAGUUGGCUUUUCUCGACCACUCGAGAAAGAAGAUCUCUGGCAGUUGCCAGAUUCUAGGUUAACCGCACACUUGUCUCACGAAGUCGAGCGCAAUUUUUAUGAGCGGUGCUCGCCAGAGAAGAGGCCACCUUCUCUGCGCGGCUCAUCUGUCAACGACGCACCCCCCUCGGAUGGGGUACAGACGCUGGAGUCAGAAAAACGUGACUCUAAAGCUACUGUGGACGCGGUAAAGGUCGAGGGUGGUAAUCAUGAAGCAAGCGACGACAAAAGCCCCCGGAAGGAGACGUACGACGAGAGCUUGCUCAAAGCACUCAACAACUCCUUCUUUUACAGGUGGUGGUCAGCGGGUAUCCUGAAGCUCUGUGCAGAGACCCUCAAUAUCACGACGCCCCUCGUAACGAAGCUCCUUCUUACCUACUUGACUAACUCCUACUAUGCCUUUCGCCUGACUCCCGAGGAGCGGGAGGCAGCAGGACUGGGCCAGGUUAGAGGUAUAGGAUACGGCAUUGGCUUAGCCUUCGCUAUAUUUGCCAUGCAAGAGGCUAGCAGUUUGAUGACUACACAUUACAUGUUGAGAGGUAUGACUACUGGGCAGAUGGUCCGAACAGCGGUCAUUGGGAUGUUAUUCCGCAAAUCUCUCCGGCUUUCUGGGCGAGGCAGAGCCGAGCAUAGUGUAGGACAGAUAACGACCAUGAUCAGUAGUGAUGCAGGGAGUUUGGAUAAUGUCGGCCUAUAUGCGCACGAGCUUUGGAUAGCGCCUAUCCAGAUUAUAGUAGGGCUUGCGCUCCUGAUAUACAAUCUUGGUUAUUCCGCGCUGGUCGGCCUAGGUGUAUUCAUCUUCGGUGCCCCAGUCCAGGGCAUUUUGGUUGCGAUCUUGAUGAUAGCUCGCAGGAAAGGGCUGGCGAUCACUGACCAACGGAUACGGUUGACGAGCGAGGUGCUGCAGGGCAUCCGACUCGUUAAGUUGUACGCGUGGGAGACGUUCUAUGGCCACAAAAUAGCCAAAUUGAGGGCGGGCGAGAUUAGCCGCCUUCGUAUGGGAGCAUGGGCGCUCUCCGUGAUGAUAGCACUGAGUAGCUUUGUCCCACUGCUGGCCGUGAUUCUGUCCUUUAUCACAUACGCUCUGACCAGUCAUAGUCUUAACGUCGCGAUCAUUUUCAGUUCCCUGCAAUGGUUCAACAUGAUCCGAGCGCCUCUGACCGUGUUGCCUAUAGUCGUUUCACAAGCCACACAAGCAAUAGUAGCCCUCGAACGCAUUUCAAAAUUUCUGCUCGCGGAGGAGUUGCAGGACCCGUACGAAGUCGACCUGGAUAGGAAGGAGGCUAUAAGCAUCGAGGGAGAUUUCACCUGGGAGCGCGCAGCCAAGUUAAACCCAGACAACGUCAAGGCUGACGCCACUAAGCAAGGCGGGAAGAAAAAGAACAAGAAACGAGAGGGCGCUGUGUUACCCACCUCAGCACCCGCGGCAUCCGAAGCAGAUGCUGAAGACACGGAGACUCCAUUUGAGCUCAAAGAUUUGAAGGUGAAGAUCCCUCGCGGCCAAUUCGUCGCUGUUGUAGGUCAGAUUGGAUCCGGAAAGACUUCCUUACUUCAAGCUAUGCUCGGCGAAAUGAGAAGGACUAAGGGAAACGUGAUUUUCGGAGGAUCCGUCGCAUAUGCUCCCCAAGCCCCUUGGAUCAUGAACGCGACGCUGAAGGAGAACAUAGUAUUUGGUCAACCUGAGGACGAUGUUUGGUUCCAAGAAGUUAUCCGCGCUUGCUGCCUGGAACCCGACCUGAAGCUGCUUCCCCACGGCCAGUACACUGAGAUUGGGGAGAAGGGUAUCAACUUGAGCGGCGGACAGAAGGCCCGUAUUUCGCUUGCUAGGGCAGCCUAUGCGCGUCCGGAUAUAGUUCUACUAGAUGACGUCCUCAGCGCGGUAGACGCGUGGGUAGGCAAGUCAAUUCUCGACAACUGCCUCAUCAAGGGUCCGCUCGCCAAUAGCACCCGUGUCCUCGUUACCCAUGCUUUGCAUGUGCUUGACAAGGCCGACUACAUAUACGUUCUGGAUCAUGGUGUUAUCCGUGAGCAAGGGAGGUUCGAGGACCUAUCGAGCAAUAGCGUGCUGUUCUCUCACAUUAUGGAAGAGUUUGGUAAUACCGACGAUCUUGGCAUUCAGACGACAGUGAAGAAGAAGCGUAUGGAGAAACCACAAGAAGGUGCCCUCCCGAAAGUAGACGAAGCGAGAGAUAUUCUUAUGCAGGAGGAAGAAAGAGUCACCGGUGCCGUGGGGUUGGAGACGUAUAAAAAGUAUUUCCAUUAUGUCGGAGGACUUCUGUGGGCCUUCGCAAUUGUCGUCCUUCUUGUGUUGGAACAAGGGGCCACUGUAUCGAAUAACCUAUUUCUGGGUUUCUGGACCGCCGGGAGUAUAAAGGGCUUCCACCAGGGCCAAUACAUUGGCGUCUAUGCUGGGCUUGGAGUCGCACAAGCCGUCUUUGCGCUCGUGAGCAACUUGACGUUCACUUUGGCAGGAUUGUCCGCUAGUUUGGCGAUGUUUCAGGCAGCUUUGAUGCAUGUCUUGCGGUCGCCUGUCUCCUUUUUCGACACCACCCCAAUGGGGCGGAUCAUAUCCAGGCUCGCAAAAGAUCAAGACACCGUUGACUUCGAAGUAUCCAUGGUAUCCUACUCGUUCCUGACGAGCGCUAUGAAUGUGCUUGGCACGGUGGGCCUGGUGUUCUAUACUUUCCCGUAUCUAGGGAUUAUAUUCGUACCGUUGGGAUUUCUUUACUACGUGGUAUCGAUAUAUUACCGCAGGUCGUCCGUGGAGACGAAGCGGCUAGACUCCCUGAUGCGCUCCCAGUUGUAUGCCUCAUACACAGAAUGCCUCACGGGCCUGUCAAGUCUCAGGGCCUACCGACGACAGGAGCACUUCGUUGUGAAGGCUUAUGAAGGCCUUGAUUUGGAGAAUCGUGCCCUAUAUAUGACUAUCGUAAUCCAACUUUGGCUUGCGACUCGUCUAGACUUUUUCGGAAAUCUCUUGAUCCUGGGCAUAGGCCUAUUCGCUGCAGGCUUCCGACACAGCGUCAAUCCCUCUAGAGUCGGAGUUGUGCUCUCAUAUUCUCUGACAACCACCAUUGUCUCUUCUUACGCUCAAAUGGAGCAGGCUAUGAAUGCGGUGGAGCGCCUUUUGUUUUAUACAGAGUUGCCCUUGGAAGGAUAUGCCACGACGUCAAGCGAUCCACCUCCCGCAUGGCCAGAGGCCGGCCGCGUAAAGUUCUCGCAGGUUGCCCUUGCCUAUCGCCCAGGGUUGCCUGUCAUUCUGCAUGAUGUUAGCUUUGAAGUGCAGCCCGGUGAAAAGAUUGGCAUAGUUGGACGAACUGGCGCCGGAAAGAGUUCUCUACUGCAGGCCCUUUUCCGUACUGUGGAACUUCAGAAAGGCAGCAUAGAGAUUGACGGAUACGAUAUUCGCAAUAUUGGCUUGGGUACUCUUCGGUCUCGACUUGCGCUUGUACCGCAAGCUAAUACCCUGUUCCUGGGAACUUUACGAGAGAAUCUUGAUCCAGAAAACACCCGUACCGAUGCGGAAAUUAUAUCCGCCCUUCGUCGAGCUUGGCUGCUUCCACAAGAGGGACCGGCUGAUCCCGCUACGGAGGCAAAAUUCAGCCUGGAUGCUCGUGUGAGCGAUGAAGGGGGUAAUUUCAGUGCUGGCGAGAAACAGCUCCUGGCACUUUGUCGAGCCCUCGUCAAAAACAGUCGUAUAAUAGUAUUGGACGAAGCGACCAGUAGCGUGGACGUGGAGACAGACGCGAAGGUCCAGAAGACGAUUCAGACUCAGUUCUCCAACUCGACCUUACUUUGCAUAGCGCAUCGCUUGAACACGAUCGCGUACUACGACCGCAUACUUGUCAUGGACUCGGGACGGGUGGCCGAAUACGAUACUCCUCUAAACCUCUACGAUAAGUCCGACUCGAUUUUCCGGUCUUUAUGUGACGAAGCACAUCUGUCCAGGAAGGAUAUCGAACGGAUCAGGGCUAGUGCUCUGCUACCAAGUGAGACCCAGGUCGCCACAGAGGACUGACGCACCCAUACGCCCUUGUACUCAUCUUCCUAGACUACAUUAUUAGCUACCCUACUCCUCCCCGCUCACACCCCGCAUCUUACAUUCAGGAGCUCUUAUUUUAUUACUGGAAUACACCCAUGCCUCUACUCAUG
Messenger RNA from Gloeophyllum trabeum ATCC 11539, 4357 nucleotides. Its product is annotated as multidrug resistance-associated ABC transporter. The record is from RefSeq and is a predicted model, not a curated record. The transcript has 35 exons. The coding region runs from base 45 to 4223 and encodes 1392 amino acids. Gene Ontology annotation, biological process: transmembrane transport. Gene Ontology annotation, molecular function: ATP hydrolysis activity; ABC-type transporter activity; ATP binding. NCBI's taxonomy places the organism in Eukaryota, Fungi, Basidiomycota, Agaricomycetes, Gloeophyllales, Gloeophyllaceae. Gene Ontology annotation, cellular component: membrane.